Salarias fasciatus (jewelled blenny) is the source of this 1682-nucleotide messenger RNA. It is a transcript of the gene gpr25, whose product is annotated as G protein-coupled receptor 25. Gene Ontology annotation, biological process: cell chemotaxis; G protein-coupled receptor signaling pathway; immune response. The coding region runs from base 74 to 1180 and encodes 368 amino acids. Gene Ontology annotation, molecular function: C-C chemokine binding; C-C chemokine receptor activity. Gene Ontology annotation, cellular component: membrane; external side of plasma membrane. The transcript has a single exon. The record is from RefSeq and is a predicted model, not a curated record. Lineage: Eukaryota; Metazoa; Chordata; Actinopteri; Blenniiformes; Blenniidae.
UUCACAUCAUUAGAUCGACCACAUUACCUCGGCACGGCAGCUGCGCUGAACAGCUCCUCCGCAGCCUGAGAGGAUGGACGACUAUGACGCCUACACUGAUUAUGGUUACUACUACACUGAAAACUUCACCAUUGGACCGCUGAAUUUCAGUCUUGACUGCCAGAGCACGUCCCUUCACGGCGCCCAUGUCUUCCUGCCCCUCUUGUAUUGCCUCAUAUUUUUCACUGGAUUUUUGGGAAAUCUUUUCGUCAUCUCGGUCGUGGGCAGCAAAGGCGGUCGGGGUGGCCGCCUGGUGGACACCUUCGUGGUGAACUUGGCCCUGGCCGACCUGGUCUUCGUCCUCACCCUGCCUCUCUGGGCCGUCUCGGCCAGCCAGAACGGGAACUGGAACUUCGGGCCGGUCGGAGACCUGCUCUGCAAGCUGAGCAGCUACGUCAUCGCGGUGAACCGCUUCUCCAACAUCUUCUUCCUCACCUGCAUGAGCGUGGACCGCUACCUGGCCAUCGUCCGGCUGAUGGACUCCAAGUACCUGAGGAGCAGCAGGUGCGUCCGUGCCACGUGCGCGGCGGUCUGGGCCGUCUCCCUGGUGCUCGGCAUCCCGUCUCUGGUGUACCGGAGCGUGGAGCCCUCUGGGGACGAGCAGUCCUGCGUGGAGGACAACGGCUCUGAUUUCUUCCUGGGCAUGAGCCUGACCAUGGCGCUGCUCACCUUCGUCUUCCCGGUGCUGGUCAUCGUCCUCUGCUACGGCACCGUCAUCAAGCACCUGGAGAAGCACUGCGCCGCGGCCGGGAAUCCGCGGGCGGACGCCCGUCGCCGACACUCCCUCAAGAUGGUCCUGUGCAUCAUCGCGGCCUUCGUGGCGUCCUGGCUGCCCUUCAACGUCUUCAAAGCCAUCGUCAUCGUCUCGCACCUCUCGGGCGCCGACCUGGGGUGCGCGGCGUGGCUGAGAAACGGGCUGGAGCUCUCAUGCUGUCUGGCGUUCCUCAACAGCUGCGUGAAUCCCUUCAUCUACUUUUUCCUGGACCGCCACUUCCGGAGGCGAGCAGCUCUCCUGUACCGUUCCUGCGGUGGGAAGACAAAGCUGCACCAGAGCCACAACUCCUCGGCCUCCUUCACCAACGGCGCCACGUCGGAGAGCUUCGCAGCGAGCGCAGAGCGGUCUUGGCUUCAGUCGAUGUAGGGCACAGAGGGAAAACCUGUCAAAGCUGGUACAGUCAUUAUUUCACAACGCCACACUUUCUGUUUUUGACUUGAGAUUAGUUUUCACAGUCAAUGUUAGGCAAAAAAAAAACAAUCAAGGAAAGAGUUUGUUAAUUUCUUUCAUGUACAUUUUGUAUCAGUCAAUACAUUUAUUCUUAAUUUCCAUAAGGAAAAGUCUGUUUGUAUAUUUGUAGUGCUUAUACAAACAAACUAUAAUAACUGAAAUAUACAUGAGUAUUCACUGAAAUUUUGUCUUUAUGAAGUUUAUGUUUUAAGCAUUAGUACUGUAAAAAUUUACCGGUUUAUUGUUGUGAUUUCUUUAUUUUAAAUGUUGCUCUGUGGUGAGAUUUGUUUAUUGUUUUUUGUUGAAAAAUUCUCCUUGUAUAAAAAAUACUGACUGACAUGUAUCUUUUGUUGAAAUGAAAAACAGGCUGUUCUUGCAUGUCGUUUUGGUGCAUUAAACUUUUUCAUUAUAAGUGUCA